UCUCAAUUAAGUACUGAUUUUAACCUGAAGUUGUUUGGUUUUAUAUGGAGUUUCUUCGCUUACUGAUAUUGGAAAUUCUGACUGCAUAUUGUCUUGUGUUUAGGUUCAUAUACAAUACUUUUAUUUAUUUAUCAACAUUUGUUGGAGAGCAUUUUUCUUUAAUCGUUAACAAGCAAUCUAUUUCAUUCAACACUAUGGCUUCCUCCGGUCACAUGACAACAAUCAUUGAUUUGACCCAUGAUGGCACAGUACUUGAUGCAAUGGAAUCUACAUGCAAUGAUCUCCAUGCAUGUAAUCCCCAUCGAGAUGUGCUCUCAGAACUCUCCUCUAUUGCUUCUACGCAGAGUGAGGUGUUGGACACUGCAGAACAGCAGCAGCAGAAACACCAGCAUUUGAGGGUCUACUUAAGGGUGAGGCCCUUUUCCAAGGAUGAGAUCUCCAGCAAUGAGGACCAGGGUUGUGUGGUUCUUGAGAAUGCCAGGACCGUAAUGUUGCAUGCGCCCAAAGGCUCUGCUACCAUGAAGAGCAGUGAGAAGGGCGUUGGCCAGGCGAUACACACAUUCUCAUUCUCUCAGAUCUUUGGGCCCGAGACGAAGCAGGCAGAUCUCUUCGAAGGCACCAUCAAAAGCCAAGUUCACGAUUAUCUGGAAGGGAAGAAUGCUCUAGUCUUCAGCUAUGGUGUGACCAAUGCAGGCAAGACCCACACAAUUCAAGGAUCCCAGAAAGACCCUGGUAUUCUCCCCCAGGCGUUGGAUGUCAUCUUCAGACACAUCAAAGGGAGACAGUAUGAGAACAUGGAUCUGAAGCCGUACCUCGGUAGUGACGCUCAGUACCUAGGGCCUGACCAGGUCCAACAGGAACGAAACACCAAAGCAGCUAUAUUUGCUCUACUCAAAGAGGAAAAUGAACCCCAACGUGUCAGUGGAGUUUCAUCCCACUCUUCCUCUACUGGAAGCCUCUCUUUCUCAGUCUCCUACGAUAACACAGUUGAGUUUGUGGCUGUGUCUGGGGACCGCAGCCAGUUCGCCCUGUGGGUGUCCUUCUACGAGAUCUACAACGAGAGCGUGUAUGACCUGCUGCAGGCGUCACUCACCUCCAAGACACAGAGACGCACAGCCCUCCGUGUGUGUGAGGACAGUGCGGGAAACUCGUAUGUCAGAGAUCUAAAGUGGAUCAAUGUUCACAACUCUGAGGAGGCAUGCAAAAUUCUCAGAGUUGGAAAUAAAAACCGAAGUGCUGCUUCCACUAAGAUGAACCAUUCAUCAAGCAGAAGCCACAGCAUAUUUACCAUCAAAUUACUGAGAAUUGAAGGAACUGAGGUUCAGACUAUGUCAGAACUCUCUCUCUGUGACCUGGCUGGCUCGGAAAGAUGCGGAAAGACGAAGACUUUUGGGGAGAGGCUGAAGGAAGCGGGUAACAUCAACAACUCUCUGCUCAUCCUGGGGAAAUGCAUCGCUGCUCUGCGCAGCAAUCAGAGUGACAGGAUGAAGAACUGCUAUAUUCCCUUCAGGGAGAGCAAACUGACCCGUCUCUUCCAGUCCAUCUUCUGUGGGAAGGGCCGAGCGUCCAUGAUUGUGAACAUCAAUCAGUGUGCUUCCACAUAUGACGAAACUCUCCAUGUCAUGAAGUUUUCUGCCAUCGCUAAGCAGGUGGUCCAGCUGAUCCCAACAAAGUGUCUAGAGUCUCUGACCCCACGGCUGGUGGGGUGCGAUGGGAAGCCUCUACUGAAGAACGGGGUCAUCGAUGACCAGGCUCUAGAGAACUACCUGUCUGAAGAAGAGCUGCUGGAUGAGGAUGAAGCAGACAUGUCCAUUUUACCCCAGGAGGAUCUCAUGAAUGUGAUCGAGAAUCUCAGGGCCAAGCUCCUGGCUGAGCGACGGAAGAACUUGGUCCAGGAGAUUGACAUCCGCAAGGAGAUGGGAGACGCCAUGCUGCAGCAACUCAUGGAGAGCGAAGAACUCAGGAAUCGUCAGGUGGCUGAGCUGAAGGAGAGCUACCAGGAGAAGCUGGAGAACACAUUUGAGAUGUACAAGGAUGCCCUAAAGGACCAUGCCUACCAGAGGGCCCUGGAGCGCAUAGAGGAUGAUUACGUACCCCUUGAGGAGUUUAUCGCUGAGCAGGAGAAAGUAGAGGCACUAGAACAGAAGCUGUCUGAGAUGGAACGGAAGCUGUCUAAGAUGGAGCACAAGCUGUCAGGUUCCACAGUGAGUUCAUCUAUGGUUCCAACCAGAGAGAACUCCAGCCAGACACAGAGCAUCUCACAACCACCACCUGUAGCUAUGCAGGAAGGGUUAACGGGCCAGUACACAAUCUCCCUCGGUGUUGAUUCUAUUUCAUUAACAAAUGAAGUCUCAGCAGGGGAUGUCCUCACAGCUGUUUCCAAAGACACAGAGCAAAGCAAACUCCUUUUGAAAGAGAGUGCAAUGGAGAAACUCUGUGAGCAGAAAGAGCUGAUUGUGUCUUUGCAAAAAAGGAUUGCCGUUCUGAAUGAUGCACUACAUGAGGCCGGAGAGCGCUUCUUUGACAAAACGGUAGAAAUGGAAACUUUACAUAAGAAGCUAGCUGACCAGGCACAGGAUCUGGAGAGUAUAGGUAAGGGCAAUCUGGAGAAGGACAAAGAACUGGCAUUGUUAAAAGAAGAGCUGGCCAAGCUAUCCCAGAAGUCCCCUGUCCAGUCCAAGCCCAAGCGGGGUUUCAUGGCCAACAUUAGGGAAUCUGUGACUUCGCCACGAACAAGCACCAUUGCCAGGACACUGAGGAAAUCUGUCCGGACCACACCCUUGCUGAAAAGGCCCUUCCAUUAACUACCGUCCUCCCCCACGUUUUAAAAAUGUUAAGGGCUCUAUUCAAACACUAUUGCUGAAGUGUUACAGAUUGUGUGAAAUAAAUUAAUUUCCAAUUGCUUUGACAUGCAGCGUUUAUGGUGAGUGCGGUCUCUGCAAUUUGGGAACAUUUCCAUUUCAAUCACAAUUUAAUGCUGAACUUCAGCGAUGUGGAUUGAAUAGAGCCCUUAGUUCUGUUUUUUUCUUCUUUAAACUCUUAAAUAAAAUUCUACUGACUAUU
Oncorhynchus nerka (sockeye salmon) is the source of this 3063-nucleotide messenger RNA. RefSeq lists its product as uncharacterized. Gene Ontology annotation, biological process: microtubule-based movement. Bases 45 to 2804 code for a protein of 919 amino acids. Gene Ontology annotation, molecular function: ATP binding; microtubule binding; microtubule motor activity. NCBI's taxonomy places the organism in Eukaryota, Metazoa, Chordata, Actinopteri, Salmoniformes, Salmonidae. Gene Ontology annotation, cellular component: kinesin complex; microtubule; nucleus. The record is from RefSeq and is a predicted model, not a curated record. The transcript is spliced from 19 exons.